AUGGAGAAACCAUCGCGGCCGCCACCACCACCGUCAACAUCGCUCCUCCGCCACCUAAUCAACUUCGAUACAGCUGUUUCCCUCACUCUCUACAACCUCACUCAACCCAUCCUGCCUCGUCCCUUCCUCAAACUUCUUGAAAUCUCCGGCGACGGCCGUCUCUUCUUCCCUAUCCUCCUCUCCCUCCUUCUCUCUCCUCUCCGAUCCGCUUCUCCGCUACUCCUGACAUUACUUGUUAACCUUCUCAUCGGAUCUCUGCUCGAUCUCCUUCUUAUCGGUCUCAUCAAACAUCUCGUUCGCCGCUCCCGCCCUGUCUAUAACAAACACAUGUUCCUCACCUUUGCCGUCGACCACUGGUCCUUCCCCAGCGGCCAUGCUUCUAGAGUUUGCUUCACCGCUUCGUUGUUUUAUCUUUCCUCUGAUUUAAUCCCAAGUAUUUUCCUUCAAUUGAAGUCUGGUAUGUUAGGAUUGGAUGAAUUUGAGAGUGUUAAGCGUUUAAACGUGAUUGUAAUAGCCUGGGCUACUGCUACGUCGGUUUCUAGGGUUUUGCUUGGACGGCAUUUCGUGUUUGAUGUUGCUGCGGGAGCUGGAUUGGGCGUUCUUAAUGCGUCAUUCGUCUUUCACUUCCUGAAUUGUGAGUUUGUUAGCUCGAUCCUUUCCAGGAAAUUGUCGUGGUAA
Messenger RNA from Lactuca saligna, 678 nucleotides. Lineage: Eukaryota; Viridiplantae; Streptophyta; Magnoliopsida; Asterales; Asteraceae. The record is from the annotation of a GenBank genome assembly.